Acomys russatus (golden spiny mouse) is the source of this 3438-nucleotide messenger RNA. It is a transcript of the gene Cdh11, whose product is annotated as cadherin 11. Lineage: Eukaryota; Metazoa; Chordata; Mammalia; Rodentia; Muridae. The transcript is spliced from 12 exons. The coding region runs from base 195 to 2585 and encodes 796 amino acids. Gene Ontology annotation, cellular component: catenin complex; adherens junction; plasma membrane. The record is from RefSeq and is a predicted model, not a curated record. Gene Ontology annotation, biological process: multicellular organism development; adherens junction organization; cell morphogenesis. Gene Ontology annotation, molecular function: cadherin binding; calcium ion binding.
AUUCUACCUCUCUAGAAUGACUACGCUGACCAGGGAAGUGGGCAGCCCUGACGUGAUGUCCUCAGUGAGUGAAGAUAUUCCAUUCCAGAGGAGGUCUACUUGACACAUCUGGGAGGCCGCCAUCUGAAAGCCUGCCACUCUGUUGGUAUAGGGAGUGACAGCUGCAUUCUCCUGUGCCUACCGCAAAACCAAAAAUGAAGGAGAACUACUGUUUACAAGCUGCCCUGGUGUGCCUGAGCAUGCUAUACCACAGCCAGGCAUUUGCCCUGGAGCGACGAAGCCACCUGCGACCCUCAUUCCACGGGCACCAUGAGAGGGGCAAGGAGGGACAGGUGCUGCAACGCUCCAAGCGAGGUUGGGUCUGGAACCAGUUCUUUGUGAUAGAAGAAUACACUGGACCUGACCCUGUGCUUGUGGGCAGGCUUCAUUCUGAUAUUGACUCUGGUGAUGGGAACAUUAAAUACAUUCUCUCAGGUGAAGGUGCGGGAACCAUUUUUGUGAUUGAUGACAAAUCAGGGAACAUUCAUGCCACCAAGACGCUGGACAGAGAGGAGAGAGCCCAGUACACACUGAUGGCUCAGGCGGUGGACAGGGACACCAAUCGACCAUUGGAACCUCCUUCGGAAUUCAUCGUCAAGGUCCAGGACAUUAAUGACAACCCUCCGGAGUUUCUGCAUGAAACCUAUCACGCCAAUGUGCCUGAGAGGUCCAAUGUGGGAACAUCAGUAAUCCAAGUGACAGCGUCCGAUGCGGAUGAUCCCACUUAUGGAAACAGUGCUAAGUUAGUGUAUAGUAUCCUUGAAGGACAACCCUACUUCUCAGUGGAGGCCCAAACAGGUAUCAUCAGAACAGCCCUUCCCAAUAUGGACAGAGAGGCCAAGGAGGAGUACCAUGUGGUGAUCCAGGCCAAGGACAUGGGUGGACACAUGGGCGGACUCUCAGGGACAACCAAAGUAACGAUCACACUGACUGACGUUAAUGACAACCCACCAAAGUUUCCACAGAGCGUGUACCAGAUGUCUGUUUCGGAAGCAGCUGUCCCGGGGGAGGAAGUAGGAAGAGUGAAGGCUAAAGACCCAGACAUUGGAGAAAAUGGCUUAGUCACAUACAAUAUUGUUGAUGGAGAUGGCAUAGAACUGUUUGAAAUCACAACAGACUACGAAACACAGGAAGGUGUGGUGAAGCUGAAAAAGCCUGUAGAUUUUGAAACCAAAAGAGCUUACAGCUUGAAGGUAGAGGCGGCCAAUGUACACAUUGAUCCAAAGUUCAUCAGCAAUGGACCUUUCAAGGACACUGUGACUGUCAAGAUUGCAGUAGAAGAUGCUGAUGAGCCUCCCAUGUUCUUGGCCCCAAGUUACAUCCAUGAAGUUCAAGAAAAUGCAGCUGCUGGCACUGUGGUUGGGAGAGUACAUGCCAAAGACCCGGAUGCUGCCAACAGUCCAAUAAGGUAUUCCAUUGAUCGUCAUACUGACCUCGAUAGGUUUUUCACGAUUAAUCCAGAAGAUGGUUUUAUUAAAACUACAAAACCUCUAGAUAGAGAGGAAACUGCCUGGCUCAACAUCUCUGUCUUUGCAGCUGAAAUCCACAAUAGACAUCAGGAAGCUAAAGUCCCAGUGGCCAUCAGGGUCCUUGAUGUCAAUGACAAUGCUCCUAAAUUUGCUGCCCCUUAUGAAGGCUUUAUCUGUGAAAGUGAUCAGACCAAGCCACUCUCCAACCAGCCAAUAGUUACAGUUAGUGCAGAUGACCAGGACGACACAGCCAAUGGACCAAGAUUUAUCUUCAGCCUACCCCCUGAAAUCAUUCACAACCCGAAUUUUACAGUAAGAGACAACAGAGAUAACACUGCAGGGGUAUACGCCCGACGUGGAGGCUUCAGCCGGCAGAAGCAGGACAUUUACCUCCUGCCCAUUGUGAUCAGUGAUGGUGGCAUCCCACCUAUGAGUAGCACCAAUACCCUCACUAUCAAAGUCUGUGGGUGUGAUGUGAAUGGAGCACUGUUGUCCUGUAAUGCUGAGGCCUACAUCCUGAAUGCCGGCCUGAGCACUGGGGCACUCAUUGCCAUCCUGGCCUGCAUCGUCAUUCUUCUGGUCAUUGUUGUGUUGUUCGUGACCCUGAGGAGGCAAAAGAAAGAACCACUCAUUGUGUUUGAGGAGGAGGAUGUGCGUGAGAACAUCAUAACCUAUGACGAUGAAGGGGGUGGUGAGGAAGACACUGAAGCCUUCGACAUAGCCACCCUGCAGAACCCUGAUGGCAUCAAUGGAUUUAUCCCUCGCAAAGACAUCAAACCUGAGUAUCAGUACAUGCCUAGGCCUGGGCUACGACCAGCACCCAACAGUGUGGAUGUAGAUGACUUCAUCAACACAAGAAUACAGGAGGCAGACAAUGACCCCACAGCCCCUCCCUAUGACUCAAUCCAAAUCUAUGGUUAUGAGGGCAGGGGCUCAGUGGCUGGGUCCCUGAGCUCCCUGGAGUCUGCCACCACAGAUUCAGACCUGGAUUACGACUAUCUACAGAACUGGGGACCUCGUUUUAAGAAAUUAGCAGACUUGUAUGGCUCCAAAGACACUUUUGAUGAUGACUCUUAACAAUAAUGAUACAAAUUUGGCCUUAAGAACUGUGUCUGGCGUUCUCAAGAAUCUAGAAGAUGUGUAAACAGGUAUUUUUUUAAAUCAAGGAAAGGCUCAUUUAAAACAAGCAGAGUUUUACAGAGAGGAAACAUUUAAUAAAACUGCAAGGACAUCAAAGUGGAAAAUACUGUGAAGUAACUUUUCCCACUUAAAAAAAAAAAAGGCAAAUAUUGAAGUUGUUUAUCAACUUCACUAGAGAAAAACCACUUGGCACACAAAAUAUUUAAAUGAAGGAAAUGUCCACGGUGAACUUACAAUGAAGGGAAAUUGUCUAUGUGUUAUGAACAUCUAAGUCUCUCUUAUUUUAUUUUUUAAUUUGUCAGAGAAGCUUCCACAAAAUUAGAAAGGACAACAGUUCUGAGCUGUAAUUUCGCCUUAAACUAUGGACACUCUAUCUGUAGUGCAUUUUUAAACUUGAAAUAUAUAAUAUCCAGCCAGCUUAAACCCAUACAAUGUAUGUACAAUACAAUGUACAAUUCUGUCUCUUGAGCAUCGAUCUUGUCACUGCUGAUUCUUGUAAAUCUUUUUGCUUCUACUUUUCAUCCUAAACUAAUACGUGCCAGAUAUAACUGUCUUGUUUCAGUGAGGAGCACCCUAUUUCUAUGUCAUUUUUAAUGUAUCUAUUUGUACAAUUUUAAAGUUCUUAUUUUAGUAUACAUACAAAUAUCAGUAUUCUGACAUGUACGAAAAUGUUACAGCAUCACACUUAUAUUUUAUGAACAUUGUACUGUUGCUUUAAUAUGAGCUUCAAUAUAAGAAGCAACCUUUGAAAUAAAAAAAAAAGAUUCUUUUUUAAUUCUGGGUUUGAUUC